AUGGAUGAGCACAAAAAACAAGAACUUAAAGCGAAAGCUGAAGCUGAAGAAAGACAAAGAUAUGAAGCAGAAGCAACGCGACACCGUGAAGCAGAAGCUCGACGUCAAGCUGAAGCGAAACGAGCGGCAGAAGCUGAACGGCGACGUCAUGAACAAGCAGAAGCACAUGAACGAUAUCGAAUACAAGUAGAAGCGCAACAAGCAGAAGCUCGGGAACGAAGAGAAGCAGAACGUCAGGGAGAAAUAGCACAACGACGCCUAGAAGAAGAACAAAAAAAAUCAAAAUGUACAAUUUCGUAA
Molecule: messenger RNA, 300 nt
Organism: Didymodactylos carnosus
Lineage: Eukaryota; Metazoa; Rotifera; Eurotatoria; Philodinida; Philodinidae
Source: the annotation of a GenBank genome assembly